GAAAAGUACUUCAGCUCGCUGGCAGUGAUUUCCGCGCAGUGACCGGUUACACUGCUUUCCGAGCUUGGGCUCAGGUGUUCGCAAGAAUUAGUUUCUUGAUACACAGAAUGUUUGAUCAUCGAGAACACUUUGAUUCUUUAGUUCUUCACGGCACCUUCCGUACUCCUGCAACAAGUCUCAUCGUCCAUUUUUAUCAAACAUCCUGAGCGGUCUCCUAUAGUUGAGAUUCCCUAACAUGCCAUCUGGUUGGAUCAAUAUCGAAGCUACCUCCGACGCCCAGUUGUUUGACAAUGAGAAGCCGGCCUUCUCCUUCUUAGGUUUGACGAGGACACAACGACUUUACGGCUUCGUAGGAUGCACUGUUCUAGGAUUUGCGGUCUCAAUAAUAGGCUCUGUCCUUCUCUUCGUUGGUGCUCUCUGGUCAUUCACUGUAUUAUUCACUCUGGGGAUAAUCAUUAGUCUCGCAGGGACAGGCUUCUUAAUUGGGUUCAAAAAGCAGCUCAAAAUGAUGUUCGCACCUGUGCGGGUAGUUGCUACUAUUGUAUUCUUGGGGUCUAUUGCACUGGUCUUUGUUGGCGCGUUUGUGCUUGGCAAUGAUGCCUUAUGUAUAAUCUUCGUCGUAGUCGAAUAUCUCGCGUACACCUGGUACUCCCUGUCGUACAUACCAUAUGCCCGGACUGCCGUCAAGAACCUUUUUGGUAUAGCAUGAGCGUUUAUCA
This is a messenger RNA of Cantharellus anzutake, 719 nucleotides long. RefSeq names its product Got1/Sft2-like family-domain-containing protein. NCBI's taxonomy places the organism in Eukaryota, Fungi, Basidiomycota, Agaricomycetes, Cantharellales, Hydnaceae. Gene Ontology annotation, cellular component: membrane. Gene Ontology annotation, biological process: vesicle-mediated transport. The transcript is spliced from 9 exons. The record is from RefSeq and is a predicted model, not a curated record. Bases 236 to 709 code for a protein of 157 amino acids.